Messenger RNA from Caenorhabditis sp. 36 PRJEB53466, 1305 nucleotides. The record is from the annotation of a GenBank genome assembly. Lineage: Eukaryota; Metazoa; Nematoda; Chromadorea; Rhabditida; Rhabditidae.
AUGUCGGAGAAAGUGCUCAGACGAACAACGUUCAGCGGCAGAUUGCUGCGUUUUGGGGAGGAAACCGAAAUCGAUCAGAAUAUGGCAAUUGGAAAGGUAGUAUUUGUUAAAUUCUUGCAUUGUGAGAAUAAAGAGCGUUCAGGGUAUCAUCUACAUGACACUGGAUAUCGUUAUCGUCCUUGCCGUCUGUUGUUCUCUGUUUCUUUGGUUUUCCGGGUAAACCAGUCAGCAAAAUUUGAUCAAAAGUCAAUUUGAUGAUUUCAGAUCGGGAAUAAAUCCGUACGAACGAGCAAUGCCCUGUGGAGACACUUCUAUUCAACAGCCAUUCAAAGAGAACACAGUGGGAUUGAAAGUAACGAAUUUCCCGCAAUUUCCCGAAAUGAGCAUAACUCAUCAUUCUUCCAGCAUCUUCUCGUCAUUUCACUCGGCUCUCCAUUUUUCAUCGUUGCUCUUGUUGAGGCAAUCCUUCACUACAAAUCCAAGGUAUUUUUGGUCAAAACCGUUCUUCUUAAGUGAUCAACCGCAUCUUUUCAGGGUUCGAACCGUCUUUCCAAGUUUUUCUCGGCCACGACAAUCACAUAUCUCAAGUACCUCGUCAUUUACGCGGCAUGCACCUUUGCCAUGGAAUUCCUCAAGUGCUAGUGAGUCAUUUACUCGUGGAACUUUAAGAAACCUCAACUUUUUGCAGUGUUGGCCGUCUCCGUCCGCAUUUCUUCAGCGUUUGCAAGCCUGACUGGUCCAAAGUGGAUUGCACAGAUAAACAGAGCUUCAUAGACCGUUUGUUUUUCCUUUCCUAUUGGAAAAACGGAUUGUUUCAUUUUCAGCGGCCGAUCUUGUGUGCACCAACCCGAAUUCUCGAAAGAUCCGCACCGCCCGCACAUCUUUUCCAUCCGGACACACCGCUGCCGCCUUCCACGUUUUCCUUUUCGUCUUCAUCUACUUGAGAAGGUGAAAUGACAUCACCCCAAACCUAAUUCGUUUUGUUUUUCGUGUUUAGAAUGGCAACAAACACCGGGAUCAAGGAGAUCAUCACAGUUCGGAACAUUCUCGUGCCGAUCUAUGCUGUGUGGACUGUGUUCACCGCCGUGACCAGAGUCACCGAUAAUUGGCAUUUCCCCACUGAUGUCCUCGGUAAUUUGAAUUACUUUGGGAGCAGGAUUUGACAUUUUUAAAUUUUUUUCAGGUGGAGUCAUCCUGGCGAUUAUCUUCAUUGUUCCAGCGUUCCGCCGUUCGUGGUCCACUGCGGAUAUCAUUUACGGAACUCGCAAACUGCAACCAUCUGAGGAUUAUAGAAAAAAUGAAUAA